Messenger RNA from Oryzias latipes (Japanese medaka), 3310 nucleotides. RefSeq lists its product as uncharacterized. The record is from RefSeq and is a predicted model, not a curated record. Lineage: Eukaryota; Metazoa; Chordata; Actinopteri; Beloniformes; Adrianichthyidae.
CCCUACUUUUUCCUCCGUCUCCCUCUCAACCACCACUGCUUAUUCAUUGAGGAGAACGUAUACAUUUCAAAGGCCUCCUUUUUCCUUUUUUACUUCUGUCAGGCCCACGGACAAUAUUUCUUAUUUCGCAGCCAGGAGGACAAUCCCGCCCACAGUCACCUUGUAGCUCUAUAUAAGACAGCAGAAGGACCUGGAGAUAAGAGUGUUCUCAAGACAGGCCUGACUAUGCAGUGUAAAGUCCUCAUCUUUGUUGUGCUUUUGGCUCUCAUAAAGCAUGUGUCUUUGGCUGAAUUUGAGGCGAGCCCCAACACGAACAUAACCUUUCCCUGCAACGUCUCUCUGAACGAGGACCAGAGGGACGUGUCUCUGAUGAAAGUCAAGUGGAUAAGAAACGGCAGCGAUGUUGCCUCAUUUGGAGAAACAGCAACGAUGAUACAGAAUGGUUUCCGCUGGGACAAUAAGACUUUCAUCAACGGGGAUUUUUCCAUCACCCUCCUGAAGGCCAGCCUCACCCUUCAGGGGGUGUACGAAUGCACAGUCAUCUACAACUCCUCAUCCAUCCACACCAGCAAUGUUACAUUUAGUAUCACUGCGCCCCCCUCCCUGACUGUGCCUCAGCGGUGGGUGGUGCUCGGGAAGAAAGCUCAGAUUGAGUGCCAUGCAAGGGGUUACUAUCCCCCACCCAUCUCAUUUUCCUGGACCAGAAAUGGGAAGGAGAUUAAGCCUCUCUACCAGGUAGAGGGUGAGCAGAGCUCAGACGGGUACUACGCAGCAACCGCCAACCUGGCUUACUAUCCUUCUCAAGAGGACCGCAAUGCAACCUUUGUCUGCAAAGUGUUACACAGGAGCAGCUAUCAGGAGCGGGAUUUCCAGCUUAAUAUUACCUUUGUCCCUACAGUCAAACUCUCAGUCAUGUCUUCAGCCUCCAACAAAGACCCUCUGACACUUUACUGUGAUGUGGGGAGGUUUUACCCAGAGACGGUUUCUGUGUCCUGGUUUCAAAACGGCACCGCACUCCCUGAUCCCCCGGCUGUGGAUCAGAACCCAGAUGGAACUUACAAGACCAGACAUUUUUUCACUUUGAGCCCAGAACAAAGGCAGCAACGGGGACCGGUUAAGUGUGCGGUCACUCUGCCUGGAGUAGAGAACUCUGUCAAUGUGUCAGAAGAUCUGGAAAAACUGGAUCCUCAAAAUGAGACGGCAGCGAUGAAUAAAUCAGCCAAAGCCCUGGUGUCCAUGAUGUGCAUCUCUAUAGUGCUGGUCUUCCUGCUUUGCUUUGGCUUUUCCUGGAGAAGAAGGGAUGAGAAGCAGAAGUCUCUCACUGUGUCUGGAAUCAUCCUCCCUCCACGAGUGAUUGUGGGUCAAAAGGGCAGAGUGUCGAUCAGCAUCGAAGGCCGACGGGUGGACCGCGUUCAGACCGUCUGGUUUCUUAACGACACUCCCAUCUCUGACACCUCCCUCAUAGGAACUUCCAUGUCUAACUUUAACUGCCUCUACACCCCUCUAACCACCGUCCAUCUACCCUAUGGUCUAACUCUCACCUCCCCAGCUUCAGAGAAAGGCCCUCUCCUGACCUCCAGAGGCAAAAUGGGUUACUACAAGCUGCACACUCAGGGACCAUUACACUCUUCCAGAAGUGGCACCCAACAGCUGAUCUCUGCGCUUACCUUCAUCCCCCAGAUUUCACUCCACAAGGGGGCAGUGUUUAAAUGUCAAGUUUCCUAUAUAGGCAAGGACAAGAUUGUGCAGGAAAGAGUGUCGGAGAAGUUUACGAUUCUGUCUCCACCAGAGGUGUCAGAAAUUCAGCUGACUGAGACACAAAAUGACUCAGAUGUCAUCAGCAUGAAGGUUUCCGCCUCACAUUUCCACCCGGACGUUAUUACCUUCCGCUGGUUCUGCCAGGGGGGUGAGCUGAGCCCCGUGGCCUCUGAGGCCUCCUCGUCCCCUCGGCCAAAUGCUGAGGGACUCUUCUCGGCCUACAGCCAAUGCAAACUCCCCCGGGGGGAGCUGGAAAAGGGAGCCACCAAGGUGUGGGUUAAAGUCCACCAUAUCGCUCUUAAGCAUCCUAUCGCCCGAGAAUCAAGAGGCUUCAUCAAAAGGCCGUGUGUUUCUGAAAUUAUCAGCUCGGAUGUCUCCUCAAGUCAAACGGCAACUCUGGGAUGUGAAAUCACAGAUUUUUAUCCUCCAAACGUAUCGGUCACUUGGCUGAGUCUCAGAGGUGGAGAGGAGGAUGACAGAGAAGAGGAGGUGAUAGAGGGAGGGGAGCUCUGGGGCCCGAUACAAAUCCAAUCUAGACGCUUUAGGGCAACCGCCUCUUUGGAGAGAAGACUGAUCCAUCAGGAAAAGGAAAGAAGAGGAGGGAUUAUCUGCAGGGUGGACCACUGUUCGUUGUCAGAGCCGAUAGAGAAACACUGGAGAUAUGGUGGCAAUGUUCCUCCCCACAUCCCGUCAUCAAUCUCAGUGUGUUGGAGCGGCGAGGGUGUCGGCGUCUUCUCCAUUUUGUUGAAAGGAGGUCAUCCAAAGCCAAAGUUACUCUGGACUGUGGGUGGCCCGACCUUCUUACCAUUAGUGUCCAGCGAGACAGAGGAGAUAGGAGAUGAUGGGAUGAGGGAGCUGAAGAGUGUGUGUGCCCUGGAGAGAUCCACCACUUUAUCAGACCCAGCAAACCAACAGCUGAAGAAACGCAGGAAAGGACACCAAAUAAAAACAAAGGUUGCAGUCGCAGACCCAGACACUAAAGGAAUAGAAUACAUCGAUGAAAGAGAGGAUGAAAAGAACCCAGACAAGGAUGAAGAAACAAUUUCUGAAGAAUACGAAGAGAGCGACACAGAAAAAGAGGACGACCCUAACGCCCUGCACAUCAACAGGGUCAACCUGAUGAAAGACCCCAAAGAAAAGAUGAAAGUGCGGUUACAAGUGUGCCUCGAAAUUACGCACCCUGCUCUAAAACUUCCUGUUUAUCGACAUUGGACGGAGCCCUAUGAGGAAAUUUCACCAUCUGCAUGACAGCUUUACAGGACUGCUUCCCGUUUCAUUUAACCUUCAUAUAAGUGCAAAAUAUUUAUCAUUAAGGUUAAUAUGAAGUCUAAGGUAUCUUGGUGUGUUUGAUGUGAUAACUUUGGUUUUGUCUCAUUACCUUUCGGUUUAUUUAAUACAUUUAAUAUAUGCUCUCUUCUUCCUUUUUUUUCUUUUUACAAAAUGUAAUAUUUUUGUACAAAUAAUUUGACAAUUUUCCAUUUGUCUGAUUUUUUAUUUAAUCUAAUGAAUAAUGAAAGAACUCUGUACAAUAAAACCCUUUUGAUUAAGAAAA